Messenger RNA from Oncorhynchus kisutch (coho salmon), 1234 nucleotides. It is a transcript of the gene tnni1c, whose product is annotated as troponin I, skeletal, slow c. The transcript is spliced from 10 exons. Gene Ontology annotation, cellular component: troponin complex. Gene Ontology annotation, biological process: cardiac muscle contraction; skeletal muscle contraction. The coding region runs from base 27 to 725 and encodes 232 amino acids. The record is from RefSeq and is a predicted model, not a curated record. NCBI's taxonomy places the organism in Eukaryota, Metazoa, Chordata, Actinopteri, Salmoniformes, Salmonidae.
UACUAUAUAUACCAGCCGAUGCCUACAUGCUUGCACAAAGCCUUCAGUCCAAAAGCUUUCAACAAAGAGAGCACCUAACAGUGCAAAACAGACUGCUCUCUCUCAAAGGUUCAACAAUGGCUGAUGAUGAUAAUGCCCCCAUGCCAAUGGCUCCAAAGGUCGAACACACCAAGGGAAAGCCCAAGUCCAAGAUCUCAUCCUCCCGCAAGGUGUCACUGAAGAUCCUCCUAUUGUCACGUGCAUUAGAGGAGCUGGAGGCAGAGAAACAAGCCAGAGAGGAGGAGAAGGUUCGCUACCUGGGGGAGCAGCUCCCGCCCCUGCAGGUGUCUGGCCUGUCUUUGGAGGAGCUGCAGAAACUGUGUAAGCAGCUCCAUACCAGGAUUGACCAAGUGGAUGAGGAGCGCUAUGACUGUGAGGCCAAGGUCUACAAGAACGGCAAAGACAUCCACGAGUUGAAGCUGAAGGUGAUGGACAUGGGGGGUAAGUUUAAGAAGCCAGCUCUGAGGAAGGUCAGAGUAUCCGCAGAAGAGAUGAUGAGAGCACUGCUGGGCACCAAACACAAAGAACAUAUGGACCUCAGAUCCAACCUUAAGUCUGUUAAGAAAGAGGACAUCAAACAGGAGAAGGAGGGCAACCUGGAAGUGGGAGACUGGAGGAAGAACGUGGAGGCCAUGUCUGGCAUGGAGGGCAGGAAGAAGAUGUUCGAUGCUGGCGGUGGCCAAUAAGGUGGUUCCUCACCACAUGGGGGUGGGGACACAGACUUCCAUGACACUGAGGGGUAAAAAAAAAUGUUGGAGAGAGAAGAGAGAGAGUGGAGAUAGUGAGAGGGACUGGGAAAACCUGUGUCCAUGACUGAACUAAAGGUCCACAACUCAGGUCCUAAACCAGGGCUUUAAGACACCACACUUCACACUUCUGAGUCUCUGUGUCAAAGGUAUUACUGCUGUAGAGCUCUAGUUGCCUGCUGCAGGUUAUAGCGUAGCUACAAAAGUGCCUAUCUAUCAAAUCACGACUGUAUUUAGUCUAACCAAUGUUCUCUCAAGUAGUAUCUUUAAAAAAAAAUCAAGUUUAAGGAAUGUGAAUAUACAAAACUGCCCAAUGUUAUUUGUAAAAAGUCAGAAACUUGUAAAUAGUGUGUUGACUUAGCCUACACAUACUGACUUGUAUGUAGUAACAUAGCCAAAGGAAAUGACAUAACCAAAAACAUAUUAAAAAUCACUGUAAUUCAAAAACC